AUCUCCAUAUGACCUGUCAGUGUGGUCACAAGGAAGUGUUUGAAAGGAAUAUGUUAUCCAGGCUGCUUGACUCCUCCCUCAUGAAAACAUCCCUUGGCCUCGUUGCAGGUGCUUUUGUUAUGUAUGCUUGGAGCUUAAAUUGUAUUGGAAAGGGAAAUCAAGUGGGGGAAGUAAACUAAAAUAAAAUGAUGGAGCUUUCCAGUGGCAACAUCAGUGUUUCCUGGAUAACAAAGGCAGAGGGAGGCAGAUGGGAUGCUGCUGGCUGCCCUUUCCUCGGGGUGGGGUGACACAUCUCCCUUAGCAGCAGCACUGCUCAUCAGAGCGGGACAGGGCAGCAAACACAGCCACAACCUUUCCUUUGGCUCUUCCUGCAAUCCCUGUGGAGGGCAGGGAGCCCAGAGCAGCUUCCCAAUGCAGGCAUGGAGCUGAACAAACUGCUCCUGUGCCUGCCUGGGCCUUAGGACAUCCCUGAGCCUCUCCUUCCAUGCGAGGAGCUGCAUGUCUAACUGGGAGAGUGACAGUGGAAACGCUGCCUUGUUCUGUGCAUGGGUGUUAGAGAAGCAGCUCAAUCAGCAGCUCCAAAGUGGAGCUGGUUUACAGCCCUCUGGUCCCCUGCGCAUCCCUCGGACCGGAGGAAAGCUCCCUUCUCCUCUCUCCUUGCAGAAAAACCUCUCUUCCAGGAAGCCUCUUCCUAGGGACAGGCAGGUGAUGCUUGGAACUGGUUUGGGAGCCGGUGAUCCGCAGAGGCUCAGUGCCCCGUCCCAGAUAUCACCCAUGGACAGCUGGGACCUGCAUGGAACUUCACCUCGGGCAGCACAGCCACGCUCACGUGCGACCCCGGCUACGUGCCCCUGGGAGCCACCAGCACGGUGCGGUGCCUGGCCAGCGGCAGAUGGUACCCACGGGUGCCCAGCUGCAUCCCAGCUGCUCCGGGAGGGGCCCCGCUCCCCGCCCUGCUGGGGCCGCUCCCGGCUGCGCACCCGCUGCUCCGCUCCGCUUGGGUCCUGGUCCCGGCGCGCCGCGGCGGUGAUGGGCUCCGGCCGCCGCCCGCUCCUGCCCGCGCUGCUGCUGCCGCUGCUGCUGCCCGCGGCUUGGGGUGACUGUGGGCCACUGCCAACCAUAAGCAGUGCAGAGCCCCUGGAGGACCCUCAACACCGGGAAAGCUUCAGUGUCGGCUCCAUGGUAACGUACAGAUGCCGUGCGGGUUACACGAAGCUCCCCUUGCUCUCAGAUACCAUACAGUGCCUUGCCACCUCCCAGUGGUCCAACCUCCCGGAGUUCUGUGGGCGCAGCUGCCCCAGCCCCCCCCGGGUGCUUUUUGCUAAAGUAUCACAGCAAGAUGAAACCCAGAACUUCUAUGGAGUUGGUACCACAGUGAAGUACGGCUGCCGCCCAGGCUACAGGAACACCACAGACCAGCUCCCCACCAGCACGUGUCUUGAGGACUUAACAUGGUCAGAGGUUCCUCAGCUGUGUCAGAGGAAAUCUUGUGGUAUUCCAGCAAAUCCAGAACAUGGCAAAGUUAUUACAGAUGAUCAUCUGCUGGGUGCAAGAGCAGAUGUAGUUUGUAACCAUGGGUACACGUUAAAGGGAGAGUCACCUCUUGUCCGGUGUUCCAUAAGGGAAGGGGAUGUUGCCUGGAGCCAAAUUCCAGCUUGCCAGGCUAUUUCUUGUCCUCCGCCUCCAGCUAUUCCCAAUGGGAAGCAUAACAGCAGUGGGACAGAGGAGUUCACAUACAGCUCAGUGGUGAUGUACACGUGUGACCCUGGGCUCCAGCUUGUGGGGAAUGAGACCCUCCAUUGUACAACAGAGAACGGGGUCAGUGGUGUCUGGAGCAGGCCUCCUCCGGAAUGCAGGGUUAGCACUACGGCAGCAGCAAACCAAACCAAACCCUCGGAAGAAAAGACAGCAGAGAAUGGCCACUGGCUAGCAAGUGUCCUCAUCCCCAGUUGCAUUGCUCCCGCAGUAGUCCUUGGAAUUCUCAUUGGGAUCAUCAAGAGACGGAAAGACAAUAAAACCCACUCUUUCAAUAUGCAUUUACAAAAGCAGGAGACGAACAGAAGGGAUCCAGGGAUGCACCCAGAGAUGAAGGCUGAUGGGAAGCAGCCUGUGCCGUGGCAUUCCUAUUUUUGCCACACAACGAGUUGCCACGUGUGUCCCACAUGCGAGGAGCGGCUCCACGCUGCCCUGGCCCCACACAGCGAGCCUGAACGCCGUGGCUGUGCCGUCUGCCAGCACUGGCUGAGCUCCCAGCCUGCAGCACCGCGAACGUACUCGGUCACCAGCAUCGGCGAUGGGGAGAGCCAGAGCCCAGCAGGCACGAGCUCUCCUGCCAAAGCUGUGGAUGAGUGGAGGGGUGAUGGGACAGGAGGAGCUGUUCCAGAGCAGAGCAAUGCAGAGCAGCCCAUGGACCAUGAAAGCUGCCACCACGUCUGUCCUGUCUGUGAAAGCUGGAUGUGUGCUCAUGUGGGUCAAUGCGAUACCAGCCCCGUGGUGCCCAGGGAGCAGCCCCAACAGCAGGAUGAGAGCCCACAAGGUCCCAUCUGCCUGCCCUGCACUGACCGCCUGCACCUCUCCCUUGUGCACAGCAACACGUGGAGCUGCUCCGUGUGUCCCCUGGCCAGAGAGGGGACCCUGGUUCACCUCAUCCCCCCCGGCACCCCUGGCUGCCACCGCUGCCCCAUCUGCGCAGCACCCACCCAUGUGCACCUCUGCCAGGCACUCCAUGGUAGGGGCGGGCACAGGGGCACCCACAAUGGGUCACCGCAGCGGGGCCAUGCGGUGCCACGAACUGGGUGCUCCUCCCAAAGCCACAUCCCUGCCGCACCGACUAACCCAGGACGAGAUCCGGCUCUGGCCGGGCCCCUCCCGGCCCGGAAAGGGCCGUUCCGGUGCGCGGCGGAGGGCGGCUGGCUCCCGGCCAUGGAGCUGCGCUGCUUCUGUGCGGUGCUGCUGGUGCUGCCCGGAGCCUGCGGGGACUGCCCGCAGCCGCCGCGGUUUGUCUUCGCGGAGCCCGCAGCGGCCCCGCAGGAGCCCUACACCGUGGGGACCGCGCUGAGGUACAGAUGCCGCCCGGGGUACACGAUGGCCGGGGGCAAGGCCCCGGUAGUCACCUGUGGCUCCAAUUCCAGCUGGUCGGUGGACCCCGACUUCUGCAUCGGGAAGUCGUGUGGACCACCGGACAUCAUGAAUGGGAACUUUGAGUAUACAACAAAUCUCCUGUUUGGGGCCACAAUAACCUACACUUGUAACACUGGGUACCGAUUAUUUGGGGCACCGUCUGCGCAAUGUGUCCUUAAAGGCAAUGAAGUUACUUGGGAUGAGUUUCCAUACUGUGCCAUUAUUCCCUGUUCACCACCUCCUCCUAUCAUUAAUGGGCAGCUCAACAAUGGGAACAGAGACUUCACCUUUGGCAUGGCUGUAACCUACAGCUGUAAUGAGGGGUUUGCUCUUAUUGGAGAUGCCACAAUUCACUGUACAGCUGAUGAAAACAAGGAGGGACAAUGGAGUGGUCCAGCCCCUGAAUGCAAAGUGGUCAGAUGUGAAAAUCCAGAAGUGAGAAAUGGGAGAAGGUUAUCUGGCUUCGGCACUAGGCAUGUGUAUAAAGAUACAGUGACCUUUGAGUGCAGUCCUGGUCACUUCUUGAAUGGUAGCAGUGUAGUUACAUGUGAAGCAGACAGUACAUGGGAGCCGCCUCUGCCAACGUGUGACCCAUUCCACUGUGGUCCUGCUCCACACUUCCCUUUUGCUGAGUUAACAAGUGCUGUGGCUGAGGGCUUUGUUGCUGGAACUGAGCUGAAGUAUCAGUGCAAGCCAGGUUAUACUGCAGCAAGUGGGAAGUCCUCUGUUGUCACUUGUCUGCACGAUGGAACUUGGUCUGCAGAUGUGGACUUCUGCAUACGGCAGCAAUGUGCUCCUCCCACAAUAGAGAACGGGAAUUUCAGUGCAGCCGAUGUCCUGUUUGAGACAGUGGUGACAUUCACCUGCCAUCCAGGGUACAAAUUAAAGAAGUCACCUUACGCCAAAUGUGUGGUAUCGGGAAAAGGAGUCGACUGGGAUACAACACCUCCAUACUGUGAAAUUAUUCCCUGUUCACCACCUCCUCCUAUCAAGAAUGGGCAGUUCAACAAUGGGAACAGAGACUUCACCUUUGGCAUGGCCGUAACCUACAGCUGUAAUGAGGGGUUUGCUCUUAUUGGAGAUGCCACGAUUCACUGUACAGUGGAUGAAGACCUGAAGGGACAGUGGAGUGGUCCAGCCCCUGAAUGCAAAGGACUGCUCCCCAGUGCUCUCUGUGAAGAGCCCCCCAGGAUUGAGAAUGGGAUGCACAAUGGCACAAAGGGAAUGGACUUUUCUCAUGGCACCGUUGUAGCUUAUAAAUGCAAGGAGGGCUUCACCCUUGCUGGAGCAGCCUUUCUUCAGUGCAUUGCAGGAGAUAAAUCCUGGGGAGACUGGAACAAGCCGGCUCCUCAAUGCAGAGGUGGAGCGAGCAUGAUCAUUGCUGGAAUCUUCCCCCUCCUGCUGGCAAUGCUCAUUAUGGACAUCUAGAUUAGGGAACGGGCACAGCAGGAGGCACCUAAAGCUGUGUUGGACCUGAUCACGCCGAUCCCAGUGCUCCCCUUGUCCCUCCUGUGAAACUCGUCUCAAAGAAGCAGCCAACAGACCUUGAAGGACAAAGCAACUUGUGUGCCGGGCUGGGAGGCUGGGAAUGCUGGUCAGGAAUCAAGUGCAUUAUCCCUGUGUGAAGCUGCAGUGAUGCCUAAGACCUUCACGCUGCAGUAGAGUAGGCUCAAGAAAACCCUUCACUUCAUGUUCAGUUUCUCAGCCCCGUGAAGGUCACUUUGUGCCUGGUCCUGGUCAGGAUUUGGGGUUUUCUGAGGUGGAGAGUGCUGCCGUGAGGAUUAACAGUGAAUGUCUUCAUUUGAGUGAUGCACCCUUAAAAAAUGGUUUGAUACAAAGAGGAUGCUUCAGUCUGUGAGUACUGAAGGCAUUGAAAAUGUUCAUGCAUAGGCAGCGGUUCAAGGUGAGUCUGAACCGUUGUGAAAUAGCAAUUCUUACGGAUCAGUAACUUAACUAGAGAGAAAACAAUUUAAAUGCCAUAUUACAAAGAGCUACUGUUCUCACUGUUUGCUCGAGUUAACUUUAAACUACAGCUGAAUAGCUCUGCCCUGGCACUGUCUUCGUAUCAUGUUGAGGCUCUUCUGCAAGUACCUCACACAAACACCCUGUCUCUGCACUGGCUUUAUGCUUUCCUGAAGCUUUAAGUGGGCUGCAAGCCCCAUGAAGGACACAGAGAGGGGAUGCUCAGGGGCAGUAGAGCUCAUCCAUGGGCUUGAGGUAUCUGUGCUGAAUGUGGAACUUGCAGAUGUCUUGGCAGAUGCCACCCAGCACCAGGAAACUGCUGCAUGUGAAUCUGUUCACUUCUCCUCACAAAUCACCUGCCUGGGGUGGCUGAUGGGGGGAUGCUGCUGAGUUUGCACUGAAUCAAUGCUGAGUUUGCACUGAAAAGGCUUUUUCAGGUGGUGCUGUGCACCCCGACAAUGCUGUCUGAGCCCCAGGGUGCCUCGGGACUGCUAUGAUGCUGUACCCCAGGUAGGCACAGAGGCACAUCAAGCCAAAGCCUUAAUUUACUCCAGUGGGACACAAACCCCAUGUCUUUUGUGUGCUUUGUUUUCAUCCUGUUUUACCUGACCUUAGUUGAUCGUUGUGUUCAGGAUGGUUUGCAAAGGUGGAUGGAGGCGAGUGUGGAAGCUGUCCCAUCCCUAACUUGAGCAAGGCUUUGGCAGUGCCAUGAGGACAACUUGGAUAACGGGGCCCAACUCACCUUGCCUAAACCAAAGAUGUGCAAAAGUGCCCUUGAUUUAUUUGAUUGGUGAAAGCCUACUGUGUGGUGCUGGUGUCCUUGCCAUUAACUUGGCCCUGCUAAGUGAUCUCUUAGUAAGCUAAAGAGGUACGUAGCAUCAUAUAAACUGAAAUAAAGGUUUGAAUGUGUCCUGGGAAUGCUGCUUAUUAGGGAAACAAAACUGUGAUCAGUUUAAACCUGUUAAACAAAUCCAGCUGGAGAUGCCAGGACUUUCAGCUGCUGGUAAAGCAAGACUGAGGUUUGGGGUUUUGUCUGAUGCAGAAGGUGAAUAACCCGUCUGAGCUUCUCGUGAUGCGUGGUUGGGAGCAGGAAGUGUUUGAAAUGUGUCUACUGCAUCUUUUUUUGCUUCUGCAUUUUCACCCUUGAUUUCCUGUUAAUUUGUUAACAUCAAAUGAGAGGGGGGAAAAAACUCAAGUGUCUGUUUCCAGCAACACGUUUGUCUUGUUCUAAAUGGCCCCACAAAGUUCUCCCUUCCCAGCAGAGCACUGUCCUGGUCAGCUCUCGCUGAGAUCCUGUUUUCAGAAGCCAGUCUUGCAGAACAAGCAGAUUCCUGCUUAUUUUUAUCUGUCUCUUCCCAUAAGCUGUGUGAGUGAUGAGGUGAACAAAACACAAUGUAAAGCCUCAUAGCUUAGCGUGUGGUUCUGUUUUGGUAUUCUAAUCCCAACACAAUUGUUCCUCCUGCAUAUAGUCCCAAGUGGUUUUUCCAAAUGAUUUAAUACCUGAUUUGGGGAUCAGCUUGAAAUGAUCUCCCUGUAACCACAUGGAAGGAACUGUGAAUGCUGUGACAUAGCUUACGGGUCUCAUCACCAACAUUUACUGUUGAAGAGAGCUUAUCUACUGUGUUUAUAAUUGAGUUGUACAUAAUUUUACUUUAGAAUCUGCAUAUAGAUGUUGGCUAUGUAAAUAUAGGAAGCUCCCUGUCAAUAAAAGGGACAAAAAGACUGGA
Messenger RNA from Pezoporus occidentalis (night parrot), 6809 nucleotides. RefSeq lists its product as uncharacterized. The record is from RefSeq and is a predicted model, not a curated record. The transcript is spliced from 28 exons. Lineage: Eukaryota; Metazoa; Chordata; Aves; Psittaciformes; Psittacidae. The coding region runs from base 499 to 4548 and encodes 1349 amino acids.